Messenger RNA from Micropterus salmoides (largemouth bass), 1934 nucleotides. RefSeq names its product pannexin-1-like. The record is from RefSeq and is a predicted model, not a curated record. Bases 193 to 1353 code for a protein of 386 amino acids. Gene Ontology annotation, molecular function: channel activity. NCBI's taxonomy places the organism in Eukaryota, Metazoa, Chordata, Actinopteri, Centrarchiformes, Centrarchidae. Gene Ontology annotation, biological process: positive regulation of interleukin-1 production; monoatomic cation transport. The transcript has 6 exons.
AUGUCUGGGAAACAGUAACGGGACAGCAGGUUCAGUCAGUCAGUCCCAGUUGUGAAUGGAGAUCUGUGCAAACAAUGACGGUAGAUUUUCUUUCAUUAAUUUAAACGUCAGACGCAGUUCGCUGUUGGCUAAUUGAAAAGAGACGGACUCUCCCAUCAAUUAGACAACACCGGCUUAUUGUUCCCGUCCAUCAUGGCGAUUGCCCACGUAGCCACCGAGUAUGUUUUUUCCGACUUUUUGCUGAAGGACCCCACGGAGGCGAAGUACAAAGGGGUGCGUCUGGAGCUGGCGGUGGACAAAAUAGUUACGUUUCUAGCGGUGGGACUGCCUCUGUUUCUCAUCUCACUCGCCUUUGCUCAAGAGGUGUCUGUGGGUACCCAGAUCAGCUGCUUCGCUCCCACUAACUUCUCUUGGAGACAGGCCGCAUAUGUGGACUCAUUUUGUUGGGCAGCAGUACAGCAACAAGCUGACAGUUCACCACUAUGGCUGCACAAGUUCUUCCCAUACAUCCUGCUCUUACUAGCCAUCCUCUUGUACAUCCCGGCCUUGUUCUGGCGUUUCACUGCAGCUCCGCACCUCUCCUCUGACCUCAACUUCAUCAUGGAGGAGCUGGACCGCUUUUAUAAUCGUGCCAUCAGACUGGCCAAGAAUCUAGCAUCCUUAGAUGGCAAAGGUGCACCUGAAGACACCCCAAGCAGCAGUGCCUUGGACCUGACAGAGGGUUGCUUCAAAUACCCUUUAGUGGAGCAGUACCUGAAGACCAAGCGCUUCUCUCGCUGCCUUGUGGUCAAGUACCUUGCAUGCCGGGGCCUGACUCUGCUGAUCCUCCUGCUGGCCUGCCUCUACCUUGGCUACUACAUCCGACUGGCCUCUCUCACGGAUGAGUUUCCCUGUGACCUGCGUACGGGGGUGCUGAAGAAUGACAGCAUGGUGCCGUCUGCUGUCCAGUGUAAGCUCGUGGCAGUGGGUGUCUUCAGGCUGCUCAGCUACAUCAACUUGGGGGUGUAUGUGCUUCUUGCUCCCCUGGUGGUGUACGCUGCUCUGGGACCAGCUCGCCAGAGCUCCGGCUUCCUCCGGCCUUAUGAGAUGCUGCCGGGCUUUGGUGCUUUGGGUGCGGUCACACCCUUUUACAACGACCUCAGCAUCUAUCUAUUGUUCCUGCAGGAGAACCUGAGCGAACUCAAAUCGUUUAAGUGUCUGCAGGUGCUUGAGUUGUUGCAAGAGGCUGGUGAUGAGGGGUUUGACACCAUGUGCCUACUGCGCACUCUGGGUCAGGUGAAGACCGAUGUGUUAGACAGUAAGAAGACAUGCUCACGCAAAAACAACGAAGAAACAACUAAAGCCGAAGAAUGAUUCCUCUGAGAUCUCUCUACUUUGUUACUGAAUGAUUGACCUGAUGAGGAAUCGCCCUGCUGUGGCGGAAAAGAAGAACUGGGAGAAAAACCUGUGCUCUUAUCUUUAUCUGAAUUUCUGGUGGUAUAAUCUAUAGCAAAAACAGAGGAGGCCUAUACUCAUUGACAGGCUGUAGUUUGACCAACAGACAUUUUACCUCUCCGAUGCCUCAAUUUUUAUAAAUGUUAAAACUCCAAGGACAUGUGUCUCAGGUCUGGAGUGAUCUGCUGCUGACCGCUGACCUUGUUUUAUUUCUUUCUGAAAUGAAAUUCCUGUUUCUAUUUUUUUCUAUGCUAAAUGCUACUUUUCUCAGGAUCUUAUAUGCAUUCCAGUCAUAAUGUAUAAGAUAAGCCAUGUUGCUUGGACUGAAUUCUGUACAGAGCCGACUUCCUGCCCUUCAUUUUAGAGUGAGAGAAGUUUCUCAACACAGCGUUUAGAUGUAUUUGUAGUUGAGGUGGGAGGAAGAAGAUGUAGUGAUUGAUGAAAGUUUGUCCAUCCAAAGUAAUCAUAGAAUAAACAUGAAUUGUUUGGUAUUAUAAGAA